CUGAGACUUUCUUCCACCUUCGGAGUAUGACAGGGAGCAGCUGCAGGUUUACACAAAGCUUAGCUUGUGGUGCUUGUGUGACAUAAGAGGGUUUCAGAAAGUGGAGCUACUUUAAAUGGGCUUUGCUGAUCAUUAUGACUGCGUCUGCACAGCUCUGUUUGAUGGGAGCUUUAAUGCUGACUGUUGGCUCGGCUUUUGGUUUAGGGCCAAACCAACWCGGGGGUUUUACUUUUAUGUUACCGGCGGGAAGCACAGAGUGUUUUUACCAAACAGCCACCAGGAACGACAGCAUGGAAAUUGAAUACCAGGUUAUAGCAGGAUCAGGUCUGGAUGUUGGAUUUGCUCUAAUCUCACCCAGCGGAUACCGGGUGGUCUCAGAGUUUAGGAGAUCUGAUGGAAUUCACGUGGUGGAAUGGACAGAAGACGGAGACUACCGCUUAUGUUUUGAUAACAGCUUCAGUAAACUGUCUGAAAAGAUUGUCUUUUUUGAGGUCAUCGUUAACAGUUUGAGUAACACAGAUGGAGGCAGAGAAGAGUGGGCAAACAUUGCAGUUUCUGAAAGUCUGGUGGACUAUAAGAUGGAAGAGAUCAGGGCCAGGAUGGACUCCGUGUACUGGCACCUGGAGAAGAGCCGUCAGGUCCAGGCUGUGCUGCGGGCCUUCGAGGCCCGGGACCGCUACCUCCUGGAGGACAACCUGUGGAGAGUGUCCUUCUGGUCCUGCAUGAAUCUGCUCAUCAUGCUCACCGUUGCAGUAUCACAGAUUUACACCCUGCGGCGUCUCUUUGAAGACAACAAGCGAGUCCGCACGUAAAUCAGAACUGCUUCAUUACCUCCAUCAACCACAGAUGAACAUUAUGAUCACCAGGAGUUGAACUUAAAGCAAGUUCAUUGUUUAAAUAACUGYUUCAAACUUUGGUUUUAUGCUGAAUAGGGCCAGAUGAUUUGUAAAUUUGAUUUUAACAUCACUUCAACACCUGAAAUCAUCAGAGUUGUAAAGUAACUAAGUACAAAUAUUUCUUUACUGUUCUUCAGUACAAUUUUUGGAUUUCUGUACUUUACUUGAGUAAUUAUUUUUCAGCCUACUUUUUACUUCUACUUCUUACAUUUUUACACAGUUAUCUGUACUUUCUACUUAUUACAUUUUUAAAAAACGUAAGAAGUAGAAAGUCGUUACUCCUAUUUCAUCACAGCUUGUUCAAAAAAUAUUAUCCUCCUAGAUAAAGUGAAUUUAAUUGUGGUUGGAUGAGAAGUAUAAAUAUACAUUAUUUUGA
This is a messenger RNA of Austrofundulus limnaeus, 1272 nucleotides long. It is a transcript of the gene tmed1a, whose product is annotated as transmembrane p24 trafficking protein 1a. The record is from RefSeq and is a predicted model, not a curated record. Bases 135 to 812 code for a protein of 225 amino acids. The transcript has 4 exons. NCBI's taxonomy places the organism in Eukaryota, Metazoa, Chordata, Actinopteri, Cyprinodontiformes, Rivulidae.